AUGAAUCGUAUUUACGAGACACAUUUUGGCCCGGAGGUUGAGACUCGUGCUCAUUUGGGAUGUAAGACCGCUUGGUCCAACCAGGGGCUCAUCGCCUACACCGUAGAGCGGAUGCUCAACGGACAGACCUUCAUGGAGAUGCACAUAAAAAACUCGGAGGUGCCCUGGGUCGAGCACAUUAUCCAGUUUCCAGUGGGAAGGGAGGUCACCGCGCUCAAAUGGAACAAUACAGGCGACAAAAUCCUUGUCGGCGACUCCCACGGGCGAAUAUCGAUGUACACCAUGGUCGAGAACUCGAGCACAAAGUGGAAGCAAUCUUUGGUGAUCGAAGACCGCUGCGACCCGAUCAUCGCCGUCGGCUGGUACCAUCCGGGCAUCAAGUUCGAAAUCCACAUCGACAAGGUCAUGACUCCGCCGGGCAGCGAUCCGCCCAGCUUGAAGGAGAAAAUAACCAGGGAGAAGUUUUCACCGACGCUUGCCACUCGCGGUGGAAAUGCCUACGAAGGCGUUUUUGCCUUGACAAAGCUGGGCCGCUUCGUAACGAGCCUGACGGAGUCGAACGAAGAACCAGUCUGGACGAAAAUCGGAGGAAUGAUGAACGUGAAAUUCUGCGGCUAUGCUUACAACGCUGAUGGAAAGAUCACCGUCGCCAUGUCCUCUGGCUUGAUCAACGAAAACGCCUUGAGCAUUACUGAACCCAAUAAAAGCUACAGCAAUGACCGCAAAUCGUGCGUCUCCUGGUGGAUGAAAACUCGGCAGCACAAAGUCCUCCCAAAGUUUCUCGGCGGCGGCUGCAACGUUGUCGAUUGGAUGCAGUGCAAAUCGACGCAGCUGCCGCGUAUUUUUCAUCUGACUUCGCAGAACUUUCCGCUACUCACGAAGAAGAUAACUCUGUCCACUUUUUCGUGUGGGGAUCUGUUGGCGGCAACUUGUCUCGAUGGGAACUUGUAUCUCAUUCAAAAGCUGAGUCUGAAAAGGACGCUGCAAAUCGAGCCCAGAAAGGAUCUCGUCCACCCUGGAAGAGCGACCAAGGAAGGCCAAGAAAACAUGAUCACCUACUGCUCGAUAGCUUUCUCGCCCUCCGGAUGCGCCUUGUUAGGACUCGACAACAACAGCAAUCUUUACGUUUCGCAAGUAAAUCCGUGGCUAGAAGCGGAACUGCCCGUGCAAAUGAAAGAAGAAGCUAUCCAACUGUUCCUGGAGUACAGUCUUCUCUCGGACACUGACUGUUGGGACGCACGACUGUUGGUUCAAAAUCACUCCAUGGCAAACGCCUUGAUCACCAAGCUCAAGAGCUCAAUUGCCGCUGACCCCGAGUUUCACGUUUUUAAUCGUCGUUUUGACGCAGAGUGUCUUCUUCUCUGGUCGCUUUUCCCUUCCUACGAGCCGGAGUAUUCGUCGAAGAUGUCCACGCUUUUGACGACAGCUGUUCUGGAGCUUUUCAUAAGUUUCCUCCGUCCAACGGGAGCUAGUUUGAAUGAAGAAAACUUUGACCUUCGCGAACGGCUCUCGCAGAUAGCAGACUCGAACGAGAACCUCGACGACUUGCUGAACGUAAUGAUGAAUACCUUCGAAACGAACAUGCGCAUUCUCCAAUCUGUUGGCCACCUAAUCCAGUGGAUGGCCACGCACAUCAUCUCCCAGGUCACCAAGCUCCGCUCUCAUUCGUUAACGUCGAAUGAGAUUUCAAUUUCGCGGCGAAUCCUUCUUAUCAUGAAGCUCUGGACCACUCUGCACAACAACUGCAGUCCCCUCUACACGAUCAAAGACGUCAAGUGCGACCCGCUCUCUGAAUCGUACGCUAUUCUUUCAAAAGCGGCUGCGGCCCAACAACUCGGCGAAAACAUUCCAAUGGAGCUGUACGAUUCGUGCGAGCUGUUAAAGUGUCGCGUCUCGACGGGAGAAGUGAGCAUGAAGAAGCCGCACGUGACGAGUCUGAAGGGACGGACCUUCCAAGUGGGCAAGUCGGAGACGAAACGGGCCGCCUUGAUGGUCGUGGACACCGAUUUCGUGCGCCGCACAAUUGUCGGCCGCGAAGAAACUCGAGAUCUAAGGCACUGCUCGCGCUCCGGAGCGUAUACCUACAAUCGUCAGGAAUCGCUGAUUUCGGGCUGGGACCACCGAUUCCUCAAGCGCUCGAUGUGCGGCGGCCUGUGGACGAACAUCAGCUCCAGCCCCGUGAAAAAGCCAUUCCUUCAAUCUUCUCUGAGCCAGGAGUUUCUUUAA
This is a messenger RNA of Oikopleura dioica, 2226 nucleotides long. Lineage: Eukaryota; Metazoa; Chordata; Appendicularia; Copelata; Oikopleuridae. The record is from the annotation of a GenBank genome assembly.